AUGUCCCCCGUCCCAAUCCCAAUCCUCAAAGCCCUCAACCUCCCCACAGACCCCCAAAACUGCACCCUCGACUCAUCCGGCCUAGGCUCAGGCUUCACAAGCACAGCUAUCCUCAACGCAACAACCACAUCCGAAACCAACACUCAUCAACAACGAAAAUAUUUCAUAAAAACCUCCCAGGAUGGCCCUGCCGCAAAAGAAAUGUUCCACGGCGAAUACGAAUCCCUCAACGCUAUCGCCGACGCUGUCCCUGGUUUCUGUCCUAGAGCUUUAGCAUGGGGUCCGCUGGACGAGAAGAAUGGGUACUUUCUCGCAACGGAGUUUCUCGAUUUACGCAGUUCUAGGAACCGAGGGUCUUCUGGUGAUGAAAUGAACAGUCUGGCGUAUCGAUUGGGCAAAUUACAUACCACGCCUGCACCCGUCGAUCCCGUUACUGGUCGAUCCAGAUACGGGUUCCCCGUACCGACGUUCUGCGGGGACACGAGACAGUCGAAUACCUUCUAUGAUAGUUGGGCUGAUUUCUACGCUAACGAACGACUUCUAACUAUCCUGGCCUCGUCGGAGAAACGGAAUGGUCGGGAUGCAGGGUUGAGGGAUCUCGUUGAGAAAACUGCUCGUAUUGUUGUGCCGCGGUUACUGGGUGAUGAGCAUUUGGGGUAUAAUAUCCACGGUGAAGGGGUGGGGCUUCAGCCUGUUGUUGUGCAUGGGGAUUUGUGGAGUGGGAAUGCUGAUCGGGGCAGGAUUGUUGGGAAUGGGAAUGAGAGAGAUGAAGAAGAGGAAGAGGUGGUGGUGGGAGAUGUGGUUUAUGAUCCUUCUGCUUGUUAUGCGCAUAGUGAGUUUGAGUUGGGGAUUAUGGGGAUGUUUGGGGGGUUUGGGGGGAGGUUUUUUGAGGAUUAUCAUCGGAUUGUGCCGAGGACGGAGCCUGUGGAGGAGUAUGAGGAUCGGGUUAGGUUGUAUGAGUUGUAUCAUCAUUUGAAUCACCAUGCAAUCUUUGGUGGUGGGUACCGGUCUGGUGCGGUGUCGAUUAUGCAGAAGCUUUUGAGGAAGUACAGUGACGGACAGUGAAUGAUUGGGAUCUUAUGCAAGAGGUUUCAUCUUGAGACUAUUCGAUUCAGAAAAUGGGUUGUCCGCUCAGGUUUUUAUGUCGAAUAUCGGAGGAGCCACAACUGUCGUCAGAUACUUGUGAAG
This is a messenger RNA of Penicillium subrubescens, 1188 nucleotides long. RefSeq names its product putative fructosamine-3-kinase. The coding region runs from base 1 to 1065 and encodes 354 amino acids. The transcript has 2 exons. The record is from RefSeq and is a predicted model, not a curated record. Lineage: Eukaryota; Fungi; Ascomycota; Eurotiomycetes; Eurotiales; Aspergillaceae.